This is a messenger RNA of Osmia lignaria (orchard mason bee), 1966 nucleotides long. The record is from RefSeq and is a predicted model, not a curated record. NCBI's taxonomy places the organism in Eukaryota, Metazoa, Arthropoda, Insecta, Hymenoptera, Megachilidae.
AUGUUAAGUUUGGUAAGAUAUUGUACUUUAACAAAAAGUAAAAGCACUGCAACCAGAAUUUUACAAAUUCAGAAAAAUUUGUACACAUAUACUCAACCACAAAAAAUUGUAAAUACCACAUGUACAUUAAUAAAAAGAAAUUCCAUUUUUUUACAUAAGGGUUUAUUUAGACAGGGCAAAACUAUAGCUUUAGGUUUUGCAUCAAAGUCAUCCCAGAAAUCAGAUAAAAUUGUAGGCAAAUGGAUGUUAACUUGUGGUGGUAUGGUUUUCAUAGCUGUGGUUUUAGGAGGUGUAACAAGACUUACAGAAUCUGGCCUAUCAAUGGUUACUUGGAGAUUACUUGGUGAAAAAAUGCCUACUACUGAAAGUCAGUGGCAAACAGAAUUUGAACGUUAUAAACAGUUUCCUGAAUACAAAAUCACUAAUCAAAAUAUGACAUUGGAACAAUUUAAACGAAUUUGGUGGAUGGAAUACUUACAUAGAAUGUGGGGACGUUUAAUAGGCGCUGUAUUUAUAAUUCCAGCAACAUACUUCUGGGCUAAAGGUAUGCUGAAGCCAGGAAUGAAAACUAGAGUAGCCGUUUUGGGUUCAUUAAUUGGUUUACAAGGACUGAUGGGUUGGUACAUGGUCAAGUCUGGUUUAGAAGAUCGUUUUAUAGAACCGUCAGAUGUUCCACGUGUUUCGCAGUAUCGCUUAGCCGCGCAUUUAGGACUGGCAUUUAUUAUAUAUACUGGAUUUUUAUACAAUGCUUUAGAUUACUUAAUUCCUGCUGAAAAAUUAAACCUUAAUAAUUUAAAUAUUAGUACUAGCGAAAUGAAGCAGAAGCUGAAAAGAUUUAGAAUGUUAGUUCAUUCAACAAAAGGAUUAGUUUUCUUUACUGCUUUGUCUGGAGCUUUUGUAGCAGGAAUGGAUGCAGGUCUUAUUUAUAACACUUUUCCGAAAAUGGCGAACAAGUGGAUACCGGAUGACGUAUUUGCGGUAUCGCCUAAGUGGAAAAAUUUUACAGAGAAUGCAACUACUGUACAAUUUGAUCACAGAAUUUUGGCAAUUACUACUUUAGCAUUAAUAACUUACAUCGGAAUUGUAUCUCGUAAAUACAAGCUUCCUGGUAACGCUAAAAAAGCCAUAUUAGCGGUUCUUUGCGCCGGUUAUUUUCAAGUACUACUAGGCAUUUCAACAUUGGUACAUCAUGUGCCUCUAGCAUUAGCUGCAGCUCAUCAAUCUGGUAGCCUUCUUGUUUUGAGUACAAUAAUUUGGUUGUGCCAUGAACUGAAGUAUUUAAAGUACAUUGUUAAAUAAAGUUUAAAGACGAAAAAUUUUCACAACAUUAUACUUUAUUUGACAAUGCAUUAAGUUAUAAUAAUCAAUAUUCCUAGAAAUUAAUUUACAUGUAUUUACUUUAAAGUAAUAUUACUAUAAUCAAAAUACAGAAGAUUAAGUAAUUUCAUAGUUUGAAAAUGUAUCUAUAAUUUGAUGUUUAUAAAGAACAAAUAAAUACCUAUUUUAAGAUAAUAAUAAACAAAUAUAUAGAGCAUUUUUAUAAUUCAAUGGUGUUAUAUAUCUUGGACCUGACAGAAUUAUAGCUGUAAAUUAUAAAUCAAAAGAAAUUGACUACUAACAUCACUUGUCCUUUUCUAAACUUAGCCACAUAUUAAAUAUUUAAUGAUGUUAGUACUGGCACCUAAUUUCAAAAACCAGCUUUGGUAAGUAAUAUUAUUUCUUUAAUUAGUUUAAAAAAUGUGUAAACCCUGCUUAAUCAAUAAUUGCUACCUAAUAAUGUUUUUGUUAACAUUCCAAAAUUUUUUUAAUAUCAUCUAAUCUCUGAUUAGCAACACAAUGAAUUUUGCUUUAUUUAUUGGCAGUUGUUCUACCUUAUCUCCAAUCAGUCAUUCUUUCAUUUCUUUUUUUUUUUUUAAACGCCUUGUACGCAUUGGUCCAACAUAGCAAUAUUAAUAUUAAGCAGUAG